GUUAAUAAUGCUUAGUGUGAUUUCUUUGAGCUUGAAUAUUUUCGCAAUUUUUUAUAACGCAUCGCUUGGAAAUAAGGAAGCCUUUCUAUUACAUCUAUUAAUUGUAAUUAUUAUACUAUUAGUUAUGUUUCUUGCUAAUUAUACCGGACAAGAAAUUACAAAUUACAGUAAUCAUAUAUACUCGACUGCGUACAAUAUACGAUGGUAUAAGGCACCAUCUUAUGUACAGAAGAUGAUACUCUUUAUUUUGCAGAGAGGCAAUAAAACUUUCAACAUAAAUAUCACCGGACUGUUUGUAUUAUCAAUAGAGUGCUUCGCCAUGUUAAUAAAAGCAUCGAUGUCUUAUUUUACCGUUAUGUAUUCUACGCAACAAUCAAAUGAAGAUAUAUCGUAUAACAGAUCAUAAAAUCCAUAAAAUACUUUUUAUGUUUGUAA
Messenger RNA from Camponotus floridanus (Florida carpenter ant), 435 nucleotides. RefSeq names its product odorant receptor 4-like. Gene Ontology annotation, molecular function: odorant binding; olfactory receptor activity. Lineage: Eukaryota; Metazoa; Arthropoda; Insecta; Hymenoptera; Formicidae. The record is from RefSeq and is a predicted model, not a curated record. Gene Ontology annotation, cellular component: plasma membrane. The coding region runs from base 8 to 406 and encodes 132 amino acids. Gene Ontology annotation, biological process: detection of chemical stimulus involved in sensory perception of smell; sensory perception of smell. The transcript is spliced from 4 exons.